Messenger RNA from Chinchilla lanigera (long-tailed chinchilla), 3041 nucleotides. It is a transcript of the gene Pls1, whose product is annotated as plastin 1. The record is from RefSeq and is a predicted model, not a curated record. Gene Ontology annotation, molecular function: calcium ion binding; actin filament binding. Bases 119 to 1789 code for a protein of 556 amino acids. NCBI's taxonomy places the organism in Eukaryota, Metazoa, Chordata, Mammalia, Rodentia, Chinchillidae. Gene Ontology annotation, biological process: actin filament network formation; actin filament bundle assembly. The transcript has 15 exons. Gene Ontology annotation, cellular component: cytoplasm; actin filament; actin filament bundle.
CGGCGGGGCGAGCGCGGGGACGCGGCUGCAGAGCAGCGAGCGGUGCCUGGAUCCGGGUCCGGAGCGCAGGGCCGCCGCAGCAGAUACAAAGACUUGAAGUUGUCUUUCCUGACCUAAGAUGGAGAACAGUACCACUACCAUUUCUCGGGAGGAGCUUGAAGAACUACAAGAAGCAUUUAAUAAAAUAGACAUUGACAACAGUGGAUAUGUGAGUGACUACGAACUUCAGGACCUAUUUAAGGAAGCAAGCCUUCCUCUUCCUGGCUAUAAGGUGCGCGAGAUUGUGGAGAAAAUUCUAGCAGUUGCUGACAACAACAAAGAUGGCAAAAUCAGUUUUGAAGAGUUUGUGUCACUAAUGCAAGAGUUAAAAAGCAAAGAUAUCAGCAAAACAUUCCGAAAAAUAAUUAACAAGAGGGAAGGAAUUACUGCUAUUGGAGGAACCUCAUCCAUUUCCAGCGAGGGCACGCAGCAUUCUUAUUCAGAGGAAGAAAAAGUGGCCUUUGUGAACUGGAUAAACAAAGCCUUAGAGAAUGACCCUGACUGUAAGCAUCUUUUACCCAUGAAUCCCAACGAUGGCAGUCUCUUCAGAUCACUCGCGGAUGGCAUCCUUCUUUGCAAAAUGAUCAACUUGUCUGAACCAGAUACAAUUGAUGAAAGAGCCAUUAAUAAGAAAAAACUCACUCCUUUCACAGUUUCUGAAAAUUUAAACCUAGCCCUGAAUUCUGCCUCAGCCAUUGGGUGUACGGUGGUCAACAUCGGAGCACAGGACCUCAAAGAAGGAAAGCCUCACUUGGUCUUGGGUCUUCUCUGGCAGAUCAUCAAAGUUGGUCUUUUUGCUGAUAUUGAAAUUUCUAGGAACGAAGCUCUGAUUGCACUGCUCAAUGAAGGUGAAGAACUUGAGGAGCUGAUGAAGCUUUCUCCCGAGGAAUUAUUGCUACGAUGGGUGAACUACCACCUGACCAACGCAGGAUGGCGUACCAUCAGCAACUUCAGCCAGGACAUUAAGGAUUCAAGAGCCUAUUUUCAUCUGCUUAAUCAGAUUGCCCCUAAAGGUGACCGAGAAGAUGAACCUGCCAUUGCCAUUGACCUUUCAGGAUUUAAUGAGAAAAAUGACCUGAAGCGUGCUGGAUUCAUGCUUCAAGAAGCAGAGAAACUAGGCUGCAGACAGUUUGUGACUCCUGCAGAUGUGGUUUCAGGCAAUCCUAAACUUAACAUGGCCUUUGUAGCUAAUCUCUUUAACACAUACCCGUGCCUACACAAGCCUAAUAAUAAUGACAUCGAUAUUAAUUUAUUGGAAGGAGAGAGCAAAGAAGAGAGGACAUUUCGGAACUGGAUGAAUUCCUUGGGAGUCAAUCCAUAUAUUAAUCAUUUGUAUGGUGACCUUGAAGAUGCUUUAGUGAUCUUUCAGCUCUACGAAAUGAUUCGCGUGCCAGUCAACUGGAGCCAGGUCAACAAACCUCCUUACCCCGCUCUUGGAGGGAAUAUGAAGAAGAUUGAGAACUGUAACUAUGCUGUAGAGCUUGGGAAGAAUAAAGCCAAAUUCUCCUUGGUUGGCAUUGCUGGGCAGGACCUAAAUGAAGGGAAUUCAACACUUACUCUGGCACUGGUAUGGCAACUGAUGAGAAGGUAUACACUGAACGUGUUAUCAGAUCUUGGAGAGGGUGAAAAAGUAAACGAUGAAAUUAUUAUUAAAUGGGUCAAUCAGACUCUUAAGAAUGCAAACAAAAGUACUUCUAUUUCCAGCUUCAAGCAGUCUCAGAAUUGUAUUGACAUCAUUUCCAAGGCAUAACAGAGCCAGCCAAACCGAUUCAAGUGGGAAUUAAGAAACCUGGUAGGAACAAAAUAUCUUGUCAUCUGGCUUCAUAAUGCACCUAACACUCACUUCCGAGCAUUUGUGGAUGAUUCAUACAGCACUCCAAAUGUAAUCUGUGUAUACAUAACCACUAACUGUCAUGCAUUUUCAUUGUGUUUUGCUUUUGCAUGCAAGGUGGCAUUAGUUACAAACCAGCAUGUCUGCUUGCACACAUUCAUUCAGUGAGCCUGUGUUUGUGAUUUUAUUGUAUGUAAAAAAACCUAGCAGUUGUAUUUUGUUAGUGCAAUAAAGUGGAGAUGAACACGAAGCUAUGCCAAGAAAUAUCCACCCAUCUUUAUCCCUUUCUUUACAUUUGCUGAAUGUGCUUAGUAACAUUGUAGAGUUGAAGAAAGGUCAGAAAUUGAUAAAUCUUCUGACUGCCAGUUACUCUUUAAAACUAUUAUAUGAAAAUUAUAUGCAUUUACAUAUUAAUUUAUUAAAAAUAAAAGUAUAAUGAAAUACAGCAAAAACCAUUUAGGAACCAAUUAAUAUUUACUGAGCUGUUAGUAUUAUGUAACUUUUCUAGGUAAAUAAAAAGAAGGUAUAAUAAACUUGGCCCUCACUGUCCAUUUGUUUGAAAGACAAAACUUGUAUAGCUGAGAAAGUAACAAUAUCACCUGGAAGUUAAGAUCCAAGUAAUACAACUGUUAUUAUCAAGGUGAAGCCUAAUUGUUCAUUUCCUACUCACUGGUCAGCAGAGUGGUUGGAAAAAGCUGAUUUGAACAUCAAAUGAAGGAGGGUUUUCCAAUGGUCAGGAAAACAGCAUAAUAAACUAGAAAAGGUCCGUGCUGAAUAAAGGCAAGUCUUAGAAGGUCAGGGAAAAUAGUUUGGCUACCAAGGAUGGUUUUAUCGGAUGCUGUGUAAAAUGCAGACUAAGUCAAGGUUAUAGAAUGAUUCAGUCUAAAUAAAGAAUAUCAAGUAAAAGGAGUAAUGGAAGGUGUUUUGUUUUAGGUAUACUAGCUGAUAUAUGAUGAGCAUGAUAGGUUGGAGGCAGGAUGGUAUAAAUACAAGAAGAGUGCAUAAGAAUCCAAGGCAGUACUAAAGAUACAAUGUGAGAAGGGUCUGAAGGGGGUUAAGGGUAGGCACUUAGGAAGUUAAUCUGUGGGCUUUUGCAAAGUAACAGGAACAGCUAGGACUUGGCUUCUUGAUUCAGAGAAGCUGGAGGAAAAGAGAAGAGACAGAAUUCUUU